UUUCUCUCUGGAAGUACUAAUGUAAUAUGAAUGUGUAUGAAUGUAUGACUGUUUCCUGGUGGUUGUCUCAAGUCAGCUGUUAAGUGCGAAUGUUGAUAUCGGUUAAACUUAAGUAUUGUUUUCGGUUGCACGGCUCUUUGAAUAUUGCAGUGAUGCUCAAAAUGCAAAGCGCACGUCCUUUCAUUAUGUGCAUUCAAAUAUCUAGAUGUAUUUGUUUGUCUAGCACGUGCUUGAAUAUUAGUAAACAAGGUAAAUUUAUGAGAAAAAUAAUGUAUGGAAGUCGUAAGCCGAAAAGAAAGUGGUACGACACAAGUACAGAUUUGCGCAAUAUCGCGAGCGUUAAUCCGACCGAUAAAUCUCCUUCUAUGCAUACAAAGCGCAGAAUGAUGAUUCGAGAUAAACUGUUUAUGGAGCACAUAACGGACAUGGUAUCGAUGGGAGAAGUGUCUGACAUUAUAAAAGGAGGCAUAGAGAUCACUCAUGUCAAAAUAACUCCAGACUUUAAAUGUGUCAAUGUAUUUUACAUACCCAGUAACGACUCAUCCGUUGAUCAAGAAGCCUUACAGAAGUGCGCUGGAAUUAUUCGACACGAAUUAUCACAACUCCGUGUUAUAGGCAUAGUGCCACCUAUCCAGUUUGUUCAAAACAGGCAAUACUUUAUACAGAAGGAAGUCGAUAGGAGAUUAGCAAUGCUCAAGUUCGAGGAGGAUAGUGAAAUCUUGUCUGAACAAUUGAAUAUUUCUGAACCUGAUAAUGUCGAUCAGACUUUACAUGAAGAAUCAAAUAAUACAGUGCAUGACUGUGAGACAGAUAGAAUUUAUAUACAAUUGCCAGUGAUGAGACACGAUGUGUUAGGACUGGAUCACCACAAAAUUAUGUCUCGAAUUUCCAUUGCAGUGUCGAAAUCGAAGAAAGCUGCACAAAAGCGAAUAUUAGAUACGAAUAUCGAUACUAACGAGAGCACCCACAAUCCAAAAGAAGUUGUCGAGAAGUUUCUAACCCGGGAAGAGCAACAAAAGAUCUUCUCUGAUUUUCUGAAUAAAAGACGAAUAGAAGAAAAGCGGAAAUACAGCUUGAAACGACUUAAUAAACAGAAACUGUUAAACAAUUUUGAAGAAGAGAUAUAUAAUGGAGAGGAUUACGAGGAUAAUGAUGAUAUUAAAGACAAUAUUGAUGAGUACAAUUUUGAGGACGAGACUCGAAAAUGAUUUCAAAACGACUUGUCUCAGAGAACAAUUUUUAUUCAAUAUAAAUAUAAUACUAAAGUUCAACUUUCUGUACAUGUGUGUACAAUAAAUAAUUUAUUAGGAAUAAAUUGUAUUGUACAAUAGACAUAAAAUCUUGCAACAGCUGUGAGAUAAUACAACUAAUAAUAACACAA
Messenger RNA from Monomorium pharaonis (pharaoh ant), 1381 nucleotides. RefSeq lists its product as uncharacterized. The record is from RefSeq and is a predicted model, not a curated record. NCBI's taxonomy places the organism in Eukaryota, Metazoa, Arthropoda, Insecta, Hymenoptera, Formicidae. Gene Ontology annotation, biological process: rRNA processing. Bases 90 to 1208 code for a protein of 372 amino acids. The transcript has 3 exons.